Frankliniella occidentalis (western flower thrips) is the source of this 5741-nucleotide messenger RNA. Its product is annotated as phosphatidylinositide phosphatase SAC2. NCBI's taxonomy places the organism in Eukaryota, Metazoa, Arthropoda, Insecta, Thysanoptera, Thripidae. The transcript has 16 exons. Gene Ontology annotation, cellular component: early endosome; clathrin-coated endocytic vesicle. The record is from RefSeq and is a predicted model, not a curated record. Gene Ontology annotation, molecular function: phosphatidylinositol-4-phosphate phosphatase activity. The coding region runs from base 1 to 2892 and encodes 963 amino acids. Gene Ontology annotation, biological process: regulation of endocytic recycling; phosphatidylinositol dephosphorylation.
AUGACCGACCUGCGGGCCAUGGGACCUUCCGGAGAACUCUUUGGAACCUCGCAAAGACUGCAACACACUCUUGCUCAUCUUACGUUUACUCUGGGUUUAAUUUCAAGGCGUAGUCGUUUCCGUGCUGGCACUAGAUAUAAGCGUCGAGGUGUAGAUGAAGAAGGAAAAUGCGCAAAUUAUGUUGAGACAGAACAAAUUGUAUCAUACCAAAGUCACACAGUUUCAUUUGUUCAAGUACGGGGUUCUGUACCUGUUUAUUGGUCUCAACCAGGAUAUAAAUAUCGUCCUCCUCCUCGUAUUGACAAAGGAGAAGCAGAAAAUCAAAUUGCCUUCAAAAAGCAUUUUCAGGAAGAGUUAAAUAUUUAUGGUCCUGUUACUGUUGUAAAUUUAGUGGAGCAGUGUGGGAAAGAACGUGUUAUAUGGGAUGCAUAUACUGAUCACAUCCUUUUGUACAAUUCACCACAGCUGACAUAUGCUACUUUUGAUUUCCAUGAGUAUUGUCGAGGGAUGCAUUUUGAAAAUGUUUCAAUUCUGGUGGAAAGUUGUGUGGAGACCCUAAGAGAUAUGAGCUACUGUUGGAGAGACAAAGAAGGUUUAAUUUGUAGCCAAAAGGGUGUAUUCAGAGUGAACUGCAUUGAUUGUCUUGAUAGGACAAAUGUAGUGCAGACUGCCUUAGCAAAAGCAGCCAUGGAGAUUCAACUCUACAAACUUGGUUUAAUACCACCCGAAGGCACAAUGCCUCUUACACUGCGGUCAAUGUUCCAGCAACUUUGGGCAAACAAUGGAGACAUCAUAAGUAAACAAUAUGCUGGAACUAAUGCUUUGAAGGGUGACUAUACAAGGACAGGGGAGCGAAAACUGACUGGAAUGAUGAAAGAUGGAAUGAACUCAGCUAACAGAUAUUUUCUUCAGCAUUUUUCUGAUUCUUAUCGACAAGCAGGAAUAGACUUAAUGCUAGGCCAGCCUGUAUCAGUUGAGUCGAUAGACAUGCUGAACAGGCUUGCUGAAGAAUUUCAUGAGGCAGCAUUACUUGAUGCAGCUUUGACCCCCUCUCUUUCCCACGACUUAGCCAAUGCCCCUGAAAUUAGAGGGGCUACAGCAACAUUCCACGUGGCCAGGUACUAUCUCAAUCGUUUUAAAGAUGUGUACAGACAAGCUACAAUUGAUUUCAUGCUUGGAAAUCCAGUGUCUGAAGAAGAGUUUUCAUCAGAGAAGGCUGGUGAAGAAGAAGAGAGUGGAAACACUGCAGAACAUGUGAAACUUUUGAUCGAAGAUUGCAAGAAGAUGCUUAUUAGUGAUUCCAGUAUGGUUCUUGGAGCUUGGGGUCUCAUUGACGCUGAUCCUGUCACGGGAGACCCGACAGAAACAGAAAUGGACACUAUCUUGAUUCUGACCAGAGACUCCUAUUAUGUUGCUGACUAUGAUGAACAGAUGGAUAGAGUCACUAAGUACCAACAAGUGUUACUGAAAGACAUUACGUGGCUGGAGCAGGGAACUGCAGAGUUGAGCACCACUGGUUCUUUGUUUAAACAAUCUUCACGCAGCUUACAUCACUGCAUACGCAUUCAUUAUGCUGUCGAUUGUCAGCCAGGUUAUUUUCAUAUGUUCAGAUCUGCUCACAUUCGCUUUUUUAAUAAUGUAGCUGUCGAAAUUAAGUCACAAGAGGAGAUGGUUGAAUCACUGAAGGCAGUAUUUGAAACGUUUAUUGUGGCACUUGAGAUUGCUGGUGUUUCCUCUGUUCCUACAAGUUCAGGCCGACCCUUAGAGAAAAUGAAAUCUAGAACUGUGGCUGGAGAUCCCAAUCGCAAACCUAGUGGUUUAUUAAGCUCAUACCUAGAUGUUGCAUCUAUUCCUUCUAUGACAAGAAAUGUGUCUGAAACACAACUGACAACUUUGAAAAGUGUUGGGAGUAAGGCACUUUCAAAUAUGACAAGUCAGUUUACCAAACUCAAUCGCCUGGGACAGAAUCUAAACUCUCGUUCUCAAACUUCACGUCAAGAUGGGCAGUUAUCAGACAAACAAGCCAAGGAUUUUAAAUCUGUGGAAAAUGCGCACCACUUACAUGAGCAGCAAGUUAUUUCACCAAAAAUUAGUCCUGUGGAAAAUAAUUCAGGAGCUGAGUUAACUGGAUCUGUUGUACCAGAGCGCGAGCUACAUAAAGAUAAACAUUUGGCCAGCGUUGGUAUUGUCAUGGCUCAUGGAAAGGGUGCAUUACAGUCCUCUCCAGCCAACACCAGUGGUCAUGCUCCUCUGAUUCACGAUGUUUCUCUGACAAGGGUGGUUCAACAAGAUACAUCUGCCACCAAUCACCUGCGUAAAUACCCUCUUAUGCAUUCCCGCACGGAUUUAACUCUAGAUGUGAGCAACCUAGUUCUUACCAAAGUGGAACCUGUUACCAAAGAUGAUGUUCUAAAAAAAGGAACCCCUAAAGAAAACUUGCAAGCACAAGAUACUAAAUUGGUUCCUCCUAGCAGUCUCACACUCCACAAACAUCAUUCUCAUUCAUCUGGUGAGGUAACUGAUAAGCCUCCUGCUGAAUCAGAUUCAGUAACCUCAGUAAUUUCAGGACACGAAAGUGUUGAUAAAUUAUCAACUAACCCUAAUAUCAGUGUGUCCAAGAGUGAAAAUUCAUUGAAAACUAUCAGUGACACACUGACACAAGCAAUUACAAGUCCCAGUGCCUCCACAGCUAAAGAUAUUGUUUUGUCUCCAUUCUCCAAGCUAGCUAAAGGAAUGCAACACUUAGGAGCAAACUUGGAUCCUAGGAAACUGAAGGCUGGUGGGACACCAAAUCUUCUUCCUGCAAUGGUACCUUUAAAAUUACACUCAGAGGAAAACCACAUACUGGCAGAACGAUGGAAGAAUAGCAAUACAAAGCUCAUAGCUCUCUGAAAAUUGCCAAGGAAAGGUGCUCCUUGCUGUCCGACGCUGAGGUCAAAUACAAACCGGAAAUGCUUGCGUCUUCCAGCAAUUUGCUGCUCGCAAGUGGACAUUUUAUGCUCAGCAUAAGUCAUUGUAAAGAACUGUCUAUAAAAAUCAGUCACACGAAACUUGAUCAUUUGAAAUUGAUAUCUAAAUAUACAUAUAGUAUUCCUUGUUUUUCAAUGCAACUGUACUGUAUUUACAUUGCAUUUUAACAACAACACAUUUCCCUAUUACAACUAAGAAUAAAUUCAAAUUCACGUGCUGGUGUGAGGAAAUUCUUUAAUCUCAUUAAGACGAUGUAUUUAGUUUAGGUAUAUAAUCAACUUAUAUAAUUCAAAAUUAUUUUCAAAAAGUGUCUUUAAAGAUAUUCUAGGCAGUUUGACUUCCAAUCGAGAACAGCAGUAACACCUUUCCAUGAAGAGGCUUCAGUUUAAUCCUACCUCAAGAUGCCUCACAGCUACUGUGCUCUGAUGGUUGUUUAAUAUUUAAGUUUCUUAUGGUAGUUUUAGAAUUUUGAUCUAAAGUGGUCAAUUGAUGGUGUGAUCAACAUGAUGUGUAGGACCUCAAACUUUGUGAAUCAAUCAUUACAUUACUACUUUUGGUGUUACCCCAUUUUUAUUUUGGACCUCGGGAGUAUUGUCAAUGUUUGCAAGAUUAUACCUGUGAUUACAAUUUAAGUUUUUAUACCUUUGAGUUUCUGUUUGUGUUGCCAAGUGUUGCUUUCAGGCAACUACCUUUCAAAGAGAGUGCAAUCCUGUAAAACUAUAACUUUUUGUGAUUUUAGUUUUGAGUACGGUAUCACUAUUUCUAAAAUCACAAAGCUUUUUUUAAUUUUUUUUUGUAUUCUCUUUUAUAUUUAAGACAUGUGGUUUUAUGUAAAUUAUUUGUUUUCAAUUUUUAUUAUUACUUUUUUAUCUUAUUGAGGAUGUUUUGAUAUAUGAUCGGAUGUUGAGAGGAUAACCGAACAUGGUUCAUUUGAAACAUCUCCAAUCUUGCUUCAAUAUAAGGUUGCAAUGGGUAAACAUAAACCUUUUAAAGAGUAGUUACGGAUCUAAGCAGGUGAUUUUCAUAGUUUUUAUUGAAUCUGUAAUACCGGUGCUUCUUUUAAACGCCUGAAUUUGAAAAUUUUAAUAGACUUUCUUAUUUCUCAGUCUGGUUGUUUGCACUGUGAUCUCUUGUAGCUCUUAGUUAAAGGCAGGAUGAAAUGCAGAAGAAGAUCAUAAUGUCAUAGUUGCAUAGAUCUUUUAUUGCAAAUGUGUUACCUUAAUUUUAGCCAUUCCACAUCAGGGGUUUUGCAGGGUUGAACACCCACUAGUCUGUUUGUGAUUUGAGAAGGAAUAGUAGUUCCAAAUGAAAGGCAUUAUUGUUGUUUGUGGGAAUUCUGUUUUAGACCAAAGAGUUUCAGUCAAUUACAAAAAAUUUCUUGCACAAGCUUACUAGUUAAAAAUAAGCAAAUUGGAAGGGAAAUGCGUGGCUAUUGAAAUUGCGAUAGAGACAUUUUUUCCACAGUAUUAUUCAAACUAAUUGAAGAUAGUUGUUAAAAACUGAUAUGAGCAAAACAGUCAACUGACGGUUGUCAGUAGUAACCAACUCAACUUGUGAUAUGCUUCUUGGUAGAUUAACGACAUAGUAUAUGUAUUAAAUAAGUGCCUUUAUGUAUGAAAUGUAGGUGAAUUUCUCAGCUUUGCGGAAAAGAGUGUGUCCGUCCGGAUCGAGUCAGAAUUGAGGGGGAUAGAGAAGAGAGAGGGGAAUGCAAUCCGGAUCGAUCCAAACAGUUCAUAUUGGACCGAUUGAUAACUCAGGACAAUCGGACGCACUCAAAGAAGUGAAUAUACAUUAACAGUUAUGGUCAACUUCCUAGGUGGCAGUAGUGCACAGCGUUGAUUGUAAUCAUAGGCAGUUCACAUGGACUUUUACUUUUCUUAUUUUUACUUCAAUGUUUGGAAAUCCUUAACCUCCUUUAUUUAAGUUCAAAAGUUUUCUUGUUUCUUAUAUGAUUUUUGUUAUGCUAGUUUUGGUUUGGAGAAGUGUAGUGUUCUAGGAAAAAUAUGCACUGCUUAUAAGUACUGACUCUGAACCUUUGAUUUUUCUUUGGGGCCAUUAAUUCAUCAUAUUUAUUGCUGUGUAAGAUAAUUUUCUUCUAUAUCAGUAUCGAAGAUUCCCCUUUACCUCAAAUUAUGUUAAUAUUUAAAUUGGGCCACUAUUUAUUUUUGUUGUUUUAAAAAAGAUGAACACAAGUCAAUUAUAAUGGUGAGAACAAGCUCUCAUCAAAUUACAUAUACAUAUAUUACUAUUACUGACUAUUGAACUGACAAGGCAACGGCUCCCAUCUAUGUUGUGAACUGUUGAUGCUGUUGCUCAACAAAGCAAAUAAUUCUGAUUUUCUUUAGCUUUGUUAGAUAUGCAACCUUGUUCUUUUAACUACAUCUUGAGUGAUGAGCUCAUUUUAUAAAACUGUGUCAGUGCUUGAUUUUAUAACAAUGUAUCAGUGCUUAAUAUGCCGGUGUAUGUUAAACUUAUUCUUUGGGUGAGUUUUGUGCUGUUUGCCUCCCUUUUCAAUACACACCUGGUUUUAGUAAACUAGCAGUGAUCACAAGAUUUUUUUAGUAUCACAAACUUCUUGACCUGUACUAUUGUGCCUGGAUAAACUUUGCACAAAGACUGUGAAAGCAAUAAUUUAGAGUAGAGAAUUUGCUGUGGCCAUAAAUAAAUAAAAUUUGUUAGUCCUUACCAGUUUUGCAAGGUAUUGCCUCAUCUAUUCCAGAAGAAUUGUAUUAUUAGCUAUCCUAGUAAAAUAAAUAUUUUAUUAAUUGAAA